AAUAAUUGAAUAAUCUAAAGCGACUUAUUAACUGAACUUAUUUUAGUCUAUGUCAACGUAUAAUAUAUAAAAGUUUUGAGGCGUAACCAAUAACCUUAUACUAAGCCUUACCUGAUUUGAAAACGUUUCGCCGCCCCCGCAUUCAACAAAGUGCGGUGCACCCAUUUGAGAUUCUAUUAGACAUUUCAGAGUGAACGUUAAUGGCAUGUCUAAAACUUUUUUUGUGUUGAAACUAGGAAAAUUUUUCGAAUAGUUUCAGUUAUAAGAGCUCGAAAUUUCCUUGAUCGAUUGUGACAGAAAAUUAAAAAUAUUGAGUCUUCUUUGUUCAAAACUAAGGAAUAACGAUCAAAUCAAUGUCACGCUUUUCAGAUCGUCAGAAAAUGUAACGGCUCCACAACUAAAUAAAUUAAAUCUUCCUAUUAUUAAUACAUUCUCUAUUUAAAAGCGCUUAAGACGAACUAAAAUUUGCUCAAAAAGUUUUUCGAACGAGUCAGCCAAAAAACUUUCGAUUGGCAACUGGAACCCACAGAUCUCCACUAUUGGUCUUAUCUUCAGUCAAGGCCAAAGUAACGAUGCUGCCUUGUGAAAAGAAAUAGUUUUCGAAUACUGCUAUUGCAGAUGUUUCGCGGAGACAGUUAGCUACCCUUGUCAAUAAAACUGAAUUUUUCUAGAUGCUGUACGUGAUAAUAUACAUGUAAAAAAUUUAUUAAUAUGUUUGGAAAGGAAAAAAUUAUUGAUUUCUGGUAAAUAUCUUAAAACGGCAGUACGAACUAUAGAAUCUUGGAUGAAAACUUCAUCAGCACCAGAUAUAAAUGAACUACAAGAAUUUAAUGAUUUAUUAAUUCGUGACUAUAAAAUAACGUUGGAACGUUACAUAAAAGAAUUUGAAGAUAAUCAAGAUUUUCAAGAUACAGUAACGUUAACUGAUUGUGGUAUUCAAAAAAUAAAACAGAAAUCGUGGCGUUAUAUCAAUCGUAGUUCUGCCAAUGCUCAAAAUCAACCAGCACCUGAUAUACAUGAUUUUUUACGUAGUGAUUGGCGUCAACCUUAUACCGAAAACCUGCUAUCUGAUUCCGAUAAUUUAUUUACAAUUGAUACACCAGUGGCACAAACAACAAAAAACUUUCCAACAGAUAGUUUAAAAUCAUUAUUAGAAAAUACAGAAUUAUUCAAUCUAAUAUUUCAGACCUCCAGUAAAAGUCAUGAUGACGAUGUAAAUAAUAAUAAUAAUAAUAAUAAUUAUGUUGACAAGCUCGGUGGUGGUAUAUGGAGUGUGAAGCUGAUUCUGAAUGGUGACGAAGACGUCGAACUGAGACGACUCACAGAUCACAUGAAGAAGGAAAUACAAGGUACGAACGAUUUGUUCACAUUGGGAAGAUUACUGAUGCAGAUGGGUGAAUAUGAGAAAGCAGAAGAGUUUUAUCUGAUGAUGCUCGAGAUUAGUUGUGAGAAUGAUCGUGAUGUUGCAACUAUUUAUAACAAUCUUGGAUUGAGUUAUCGAGAAAGAGGCAACAAUGAUCAGGCAUUAGUUUAUUACAACAAAUGUCUGGAGAUGACAGUGAAAUCCUUGCAUGUAGAUUCACCAUUACUAGCCACAACAUAUAGCAACAUUGGAAAUGUGUACAGAGCAGAGGGUCAUUUGGAUCAGGCACUGAUGAACAUGGAAAAGGUAUUGAAAAUACAAGAGAAAUCUCUUUCGUCAGAUCAUCCAGAUCUUGCGACAACGUACAACAGCAUUGGGGAACCGCACAGAGAGAAGAAGGAGUAUGACAAGGCUCUAGAAUACUUUCGACAGUGCUUGAAUAUUGAACAAACAGUUCUUCCUGCGAAUCAUCCAUCAUUGGCGACUACAUAUAACAACAUUGGUGGUGCGCAUUAUGACAGAAAUAACUAUGCACAAGCACUGAAAUAUAUGCAAAUGACACUGGAGAUACGUCUGAGUUCAUUACUACCAGCACAUCCUUUUCUGACAGUGACAUACUGGAACAUUGGACGAGUGUAUGUAGCUCAAGAGAACUACUGGAAAGCACUAGAAAAUGUGACUGUAGCCUAUGAAAUUGCGAAGAGAUCCAAGCAUCAAGGCAUGCACGAGUCUGAACGAGGCAUUGAGAAACUGCAUGAGAAACUGACUAUUUUGAAGAGUUAG
This is a messenger RNA of Didymodactylos carnosus, 2146 nucleotides long. Lineage: Eukaryota; Metazoa; Rotifera; Eurotatoria; Philodinida; Philodinidae. The record is from the annotation of a GenBank genome assembly.